CGCUUUUCACCGGCAGUGUCAAGAUGGUGGCAAUCAGAAUGCAGUUUACACUUUAUUUGCUGGUGUUGUUAAACAUUUACAACAGUUUGGUGUCUGCCUUGUACUUCCAUAUCGGAGAGACUGAAAAGAAAUGCUUCAUAGAAGAAAUACCCGACGAAACUAUGAUAAUAGGUAAUUACCGUACACAACUCUAUGACAAGCAGAAAGAAGAGUAUUUGCCUGCAACUCAAGGACUUGGGAUGUUUGUGGAAGUAAAAGAUCCUGAUGAGAAGGUGAUCCUGUCCCGCCAGUAUGGGUCUGAGGGCAGGUUUAUCUUCACCUCCCACACCCCUGGAGAGCAUCAAAUCUGCCUGCACUCAAAUUCCUCCAAAUUUGCUCUGUUUGCUGGUGGAAUGCUUCGUGUUCACUUGGACAUCCAAGUUGGCGAACACACAAACAACUAUGCAGAAAUCGCUGCCAAGGAUAAGCUGACAGAGCUGCAGCUGAGGGUGCGACAGCUGAUGGAGCAGGUGGAUCAGAUCCAGAAAGAGCAGAACUAUCAGAGGUAUCGCGAAGAACGCUUCAGACAGACCAGUGAAAGCACCAAUCAGAGGGUUUUGUGGUGGUCCAUCGUCCAGACACUGAUCCUGGUGGCCAUUGGUUUUUGGCAAAUGAGGCAUCUCAAGAGCUUCUUUGAGGCCAAGAAAUUAGUAUAAAACUGUAUUUGGAUUGGUUUUUAACUUGUGAUUGUCAGUUGAUACAGUACACACGCUAUUUUGAAGAUUGCCUGCUUCAUGUGUGGUCAAGACUGCUGAAAACUCAACAUGCCCUCAGUUCAGAUCCAACCCUAAAUUCCCCUGUAUUGAGAUACACUGUUCCUUUUGUGUAAUGUGAAUCUAGUUGUUCCUGUCCCGUUUUGCAGUGCAGUUUGUUCUGAACUGUCCGCAGGUGAUAUGCACUCAACCAAGUAGUUUACUGGAUUCAGAACGCAAAAUCGCAUAGUGGUUGCCUUACAUUUUUAUAGCCCCUUUACUUGUUACAGUAAUAUCUGACAUUUGUUUCAGAGCUAUGAAGAUUAUAAUGUUGAUAAACUGGGUUGUGAGUGUGAUGUUUCUCCCAAAUGACCUUAGUUUUUUUUUUCCCUUAAACAUUUUCAAGACAAAAGAAUCUGAGUUUAUCCUGGUGGCAGGUGUAAAUGUCUUCUGUUGUUUGGUAAUGCAGUAAUUUAGUAUGAUAUUUAAAGUUUUUCUCCGAGUGAAUGUUUCUUGGUGUUUUCUUUUUUUAUUCUUUAUUCAGUUGGUACAUGCUUUAUCAUCUAUACCCCAUUUUAUUUUCAUUUUUUCUAAGAAUCGUAACUCAUUAGUAUUAAGUCUUCCUUUUUGAUAGCUACAGCUUGUUUACCUUAAUGAUUCUGAAUUCAUUUGUACAUGUUUAAAAGUUGUACAUCCAAAUAAAUGGCAAAAUGUAGUUAUCAAAAAGUGAAAUGUUUAAUUGAAAGCUAUAUCCCCAUUGCAUAUGUCUGUUAACCUGUGGAAACCAUAUUUCCAAUUUGCACAUAACAUUAUCAUUUGUCUAUAUUUUUUAAACAUUUUUCUCGCCAAUUCCUCAGGAUGAUGUUGAGAUAUCAGAGAUUUAUUCACCCCUACAUCGGUCUGUCCAGAAUGCACUGUAAAGAUCUGAAAGGCUAUUUGCGAUGUGUUUGCUUUUACAUCUAUCAUAGCUGGUGUCAUAAUGGCGUAUUUCUUAAGAAAAUAGUUGUUUAAGUGUUUUGUUACACACAGAUUAUUGCUCAGAAUUGCUUUAUUACUUUGCCUGUACCUUUUUUGGGUUUUUAGUUUAUAAGCAGCCACACAGGGAAAUGGGUUUAUCUUUUUAAGUAGGGACAGGGGAGGGAAAAUUAUGUUGGUGAGAAAUCUACCCCAUAAUUGCACUCAGAAUAAAGUUUCCCACUCCCCCAA
Danio aesculapii is the source of this 1937-nucleotide messenger RNA. It is a transcript of the gene tmed9, whose product is annotated as transmembrane p24 trafficking protein 9. Gene Ontology annotation, cellular component: Golgi apparatus; COPII-coated ER to Golgi transport vesicle; endoplasmic reticulum-Golgi intermediate compartment. Gene Ontology annotation, biological process: endoplasmic reticulum to Golgi vesicle-mediated transport; Golgi organization; intracellular protein transport. The transcript has 5 exons. The coding region runs from base 24 to 695 and encodes 223 amino acids. The record is from RefSeq and is a predicted model, not a curated record. NCBI's taxonomy places the organism in Eukaryota, Metazoa, Chordata, Actinopteri, Cypriniformes, Danionidae.